AUGGCGCAUCCAAGGGCUCCUCUACUGUCGCACAUGUGCAGAUCGUGCAGAAACUCCUACCUCACACAAUCCCGACGCACCAUCUCAGAUUCAAGCCCGAGCUCCUCGAGGGACCCAGAGCGCCAGCCCAGCAGACUCUCUGAACGCCUAGGGAUCAAGGUCAAUGAGGAAGUUCCAACGAAGGAAACUGAUACUUUGAGCCAAUUCCAUGAGCUCCUACGCGGAGGUUCGAGCAGCAACGCUGCGGCACAGACCACGAACAGUUCAAUGCGCUCUAUCUUUCAAAGAGACCUCCGCAAUGUCGCACAAUCUGCACAAGCAGAAGCCACAACCUCUUCUUUCAGAAGCUCGUACACAGACGAACCGUACCACAUCAAUGUCUACGCGCACCGGCAUAACACGCAUAUCACAUUCACUGAACCUAACCGCAAUCCGAUCUUAUCCUUCUCAUGCGGCAAUCUGGGUCUGCGCAACGCGCAAAAAGCAUCCUACGACGCCAGUUUCCAAUUAGCAGCAUACACGUUUCGAAAAAUGGCAGAGAAGCAGUGGAAAAUAGGAGGCAGCAAAAGCAACAAACACAACAACAACCCAUGGUGCACCCUAUCAAGCAUCAAGAAACCUGCGUACAGUGGCUCUCCCGGUGCUGGGAUUGAGGUGAUCUUUCGAGGAUAUGGACCAGGAAGAGAGGCCUUUCAGAAGGCACUCCUGGGGACGGAGGGGAGGAUGAUUAAGCCUCUGAUCGCGAAGGUGACGGACGGGACGAGGUUGAAGUUUGGAGGAACCAGGAGUCCGCAGGUCAGAAGGUUGGGUUGA
Cladophialophora psammophila CBS 110553 is the source of this 813-nucleotide messenger RNA. RefSeq lists its product as uncharacterized. The record is from RefSeq and is a predicted model, not a curated record. The coding region runs from base 1 to 813 and encodes 270 amino acids. Gene Ontology annotation, cellular component: ribosome. The transcript has a single exon. Gene Ontology annotation, molecular function: structural constituent of ribosome. NCBI's taxonomy places the organism in Eukaryota, Fungi, Ascomycota, Eurotiomycetes, Chaetothyriales, Herpotrichiellaceae. Gene Ontology annotation, biological process: translation.